Fusarium musae is the source of this 1413-nucleotide messenger RNA. RefSeq lists its product as uncharacterized. The transcript has 4 exons. Bases 1 to 1413 code for a protein of 470 amino acids. The record is from RefSeq and is a predicted model, not a curated record. Lineage: Eukaryota; Fungi; Ascomycota; Sordariomycetes; Hypocreales; Nectriaceae.
AUGGUUGGCGAUUAUAAGUCGAAGGCCAUUGCGGCGCCUUCGCUGUCCAAGGUUGCGACAAUUGCGCUUCUUGUGACAGCUGUACAAGCCCACGACCACGAUGCAAGCCAUAUUCCCGAAGGCGAAACAGUCUCUUUGGAGCCCUUGAUGUUAGCGUACGGCGUUAUCUUCCCUGUCGGUAUGGUUUUGGGUAUGACCAAGAAUCGAUGGCACGUUCCAACCCAAGCCGUUGGCACCAUUCUCGCUAUUCUUGGCUUCUUCCUUGGUCAUGCGCAUAAAGGCCGCGAAUUCAUUCCGAAUCAUGUUCAUGGCAAAUUUGCGCACAUUCUUCAGCUUCUCCUCGCCGCGCAGGUUGUCCUCGGACUAUACCUCAAAGGACAUUGGGAGAAAGGCAUCAAUGGCAGAAUUCGAAAGCUGAUCCGUCCGUGCCAUUCUUUUAUUGGCAAGCUCAUGCCAGUCCUGUCAUGGACGCAGAUGAUCUUUGGUGGAAUCACAGCUCUUGGCUUUUGCCAGGGAGAUCAUACAGGACAAUGCGCCGCUCACUUCAUUAUGGGGGGUGCUUUCAUCGCUUACGGAAUUCUUCUCACUAUCAUCCUUGUUGUUGGCCAGCUCUGGAUCCGACGACAUGGUCGCUCGCAGGAGUUCUACGAUAGCGUUGCGAUCGCUGCAUGGGGCUGCGUCAACACAUUUACCGAGCAUCGCUGGGGAACCGACUGGGUUAAGAACGAUUGGCAACAUACGACAAUGGGGAUCAUCUGGUGGUGUGCUGGUUUGGCUGGUAUCUGGCUAAGCAAAGACCGCGACGGAAACCCCAAGCGCAACUUCAUCCCCGGCUUCGUCAUUUUCAUUACAGGCUGGGCCAUGUCUGCUCAUCCCCAAGAGUUGAUGGUCAGUGCAGCUACGCACACGAUGUUUGGAUACACUCUCAUGGUCGUUGGCAUUACUCGUAUCAUUGAGAUUGCUUUUGUGCUCAGGGACGCUCACUCUAUCUCUGAAGAUGGUAGAACUGCCAACAGCUUCCAAUUUGUCCCAGUUUUUUUCAUGUAUGCCGCUGGCUUCCUUUUCAUGGGUGCUACAGAGGAGCAAAUGAAUCUUGUAGCUGGCUCCGCUAUGGACCAUGUUUCGUAUAUCCUUAUUACCUACUCACUCGCCUCGAUCAUGUUCCUCUUUGUCAACAUGCUCAUUGGUCUCUGGGACCGUCUUGCUCAUCCUGUAUUGGAUACUAAGGAGCUCGGUAACAACCACUACGCCAACGGACUCGCGGUGGAAGACGGUCAACUGCGGGAUGCCCAAGAAUUCGAGUUGGAUGGAUUAAUGAGCGACGACGACGACGAUCCUAGUCGAAGAAUGCUCGGUGCCAAUAGCGAGGAUAGCGCAGCUACUGUUGGACGAAACCAACAAACUCGUGCCUAG